UGUUUUUGAGAACAUUAAUUUUAUUGUUGCUUUUAUUUAUUUCUAACGUAAUGAUAAUAAAAAUACACCUAACCAACUUUGGGUAAUUUGUCUACCGAACUAAUGAAAUUAUUUAUGCGCCAAUACGAAUUGAGAUAGGAAGUGAAGAAAACAUUUAAGCUACAGGAAAACAUGUUUGCCACCCCUUGUAAACAAAAUCAAAAUAAAUAGGUGUGCUUUGAACAACAGCGCGCUGAUUAUAUGAAGAUUUCUUUGACACACUAACUUAUUUUCGUGUCUACAUAACGUGAGUUCUUUUAUAUAAUGGGGCUUGACUACUAUGGCAUAUUAGAAUUAACGAGAAAUUGCGAAGACCUUGACAUUAAACAAGCUUACAGGAGGUUGGCGAUCAAUUACCACCAGGUUGGAAAAUCAGACGAGUUUGUACUUAUCUCUGAGGCGUACGACGUCCUUAGUGAGCCUUGUCGCAGAGCUUUGUACGAUCAGUACGGAGAAGAAGGGUUGAAGAAAGGUGUUCCAACCUCUGAUGGAUUUAUUUUACCCUAUGUCUAUCAUGGCGACGCUUUACGAACAUUCAGAGAUUUUUUCGGCACAUCUAAUCCAUAUGUUGACCUGGUGCAGAAACGGUUCAGCCCAGAAGAACUUUUCGCUUUUCCACUCGGUCAAGGCAUCAGAGAAAAGGAGCCUCCUUUGGAACGUUCUCUAGCUCUCACAUUAGAAGAAGUGUUUCAUGGGGGAGUGAAGAAGAUGAAAAUAUUGAGGAAUGUGUUUGAGGACGACUCUGAGCAGAUUACUUAUCCAGAAGAGAAGAUUCUAACGAUCCCUAUUAGACGAGGUCUGCCUGUUGGGUCUCGGUUUGAUUUCCCUGAGGUCGGGGACCAAGGGCAUACAAUAAUUCCAGCUGAUGUAAUAUUCACAAUCGUGGACAAGCCACACCCUGUGUUCAGGAGGGAUGGGCUAGAUCUUCUCAUGGAGUCAACCAUCAGUCUAACCCAAGCUUUGGUCGGGUUUACACUGCCUGUUGUUACAAUUGAUCAGCGAACACUACAAGUCCCUGUUACGCAAGUCGUCAGCCCAGAUUACAUUAAGGUUGUUGAAGGAGAAGGGAUGCCUGAUUGGCAAGAGCCACUGAGAAGAGGAAAUUUGCUAAUAUCAUUCAAGAUUGAGUUCCCCAAGUAUGUGCCUAAAAGCAGCAAACCUUUGAUUAUCAAGGCUCUUCGUCCUUCGGCCAUAGUCAAAGACAAGGAAACGAGCCAUUUGCAACCACCUGUGUUUCCUAAAGGCAAAACUUUGCGUACUGAUGAACUGUAACAUACGUUAUGAUAUUUUCUGAAUAAAUUUCUAGUUUAAAUUUU
Molecule: messenger RNA, 1355 nt
Organism: Macrosteles quadrilineatus (aster leafhopper)
Lineage: Eukaryota; Metazoa; Arthropoda; Insecta; Hemiptera; Cicadellidae
Product: dnaJ homolog subfamily B member 13-like
Exons: 6
Coding region: 304-1311 (335 amino acids)
Cellular component (GO): cytosol
Molecular function (GO): protein-folding chaperone binding
Source: RefSeq, a predicted model, not a curated record